AUGCGGUUAAAUGCGGCUUCGGAUGAUAGUUUCUACUUGGGUCUUCCUUGCAUCAUGGGGAAAAAUAAAAAUGCCAUUCUUGGCUUUUUGAAGGAAAAGAUGAAGAAGAAGAUCUUCAGUUGGGAGACUAAGUUUUUAUCGAAAGCUGGCAAAGAAGUUUUGAUUAAGUUAGUAGCACAAGCCUUACCAAGUUAUGCAAUGAGUGUCUUUCUCUUGACUCAAGACAUUUGUUCGAGCCUUGAAGACAUGAUGGCAAAGUUUUGGUGGAAAUCCCAAUCGAACUCUUCUAGUAGGGGAGUGAGUUGGAUUAGUUGGAAGAAGCUUUGUCAACAUAAAGAUGUUGGUGGUCUUGGCUUUCGUGAUCUUCGUGACUAUAACCUCUCUUUUUUGGGCAAACAAGGUUGGCGUUUGCUUACUAUGGAGGACACAAUUGUGGCGAGGAUUUAUAAAGCACGGUAUUUCCCUCAUGUUUCUUUCCUUAAUGCCGAACUAGGACAAAACCCAAGUUUCAUUUGGCGGAGUAUUUGGGCGACUCAAGAUCUUGUAAAGCAAGGAGCUAGAAGAGUUAUUGCUAAUGGAACAGCGGUUAGUAUUUUACAUGAUCCUUGGUUACCCAAUGAUUCUAAUCCGUUUGUUUUGUCCACUAAUCCGGGCCUAGUUGAUCAAUAUGUGUCUAGUUUGAUGAUAACUGGAGAGCGGUCUUGGGAUGUUGAGCUUCUUAAUGAUAUGUUUGAAGAGCGUGAUGUCAACUUAAUUAGAAGUAUUCAACUUAGUUAA
This is a messenger RNA of Cannabis sativa, 777 nucleotides long. RefSeq lists its product as uncharacterized. NCBI's taxonomy places the organism in Eukaryota, Viridiplantae, Streptophyta, Magnoliopsida, Rosales, Cannabaceae. Bases 1 to 777 code for a protein of 258 amino acids. The transcript has a single exon. The record is from RefSeq and is a predicted model, not a curated record.